AUGGCCGAGCCUGACCAGGGGGGAGAAGCACCAUUGUUGCAUGCAGGCCUUGAGGUGUUCAGCCAGGUGCUACAGCAGACAGCGACUCUAGGUGAACUGGGUUGCGCGCUUGGUUGGCUGCUUGCGAGGAUUUCAACAUGUACAGACUUUGAGUUCGAUAAGAUGGUCAUCAGAACAGUGUAUGAACGCUGCUGCAGGCCACAGAUCGCUUCAUCUCGAGGGGCGAUCUUUCCAUUGCCCUUGGGCGCGCUUGACGCCUGUGAGGACGCUUUGAGAACAGCCUCAUUGGCAGAUGUUGUGACACCACACUUCGUGGAACGCUGGCAAGCAGAUGCCUGGCAGUUUUGCGUUGGGGUGGGACUCAACGCCAUUGGUGGUAAACUCCAGCCGCAGGCGAGGGGCUCGACGAACAAGUUGCAAGCCCGUGCCGCGGCCGCCUCACGUGCGGCUGUGGAGCGAUUCCUUGGUUUAGGAGGUCGCUCUUCACGAAGCCCAGACGAGAUCCGAGGUGAUGCAGACUUUCAAAAGGGUCAAGACCUUCACAAUCUUGUCGAGGACGUGUGGGCUCGCACUGGGCUGGUGUCCUCGGCCAAGAAGAGAGUGAGUGGUAACAUCGGUACGGUUCCUAUAUUGGUCAUUUCCUUGUUCAACGGUAUUGGGGGCUGCUUUCGAGUUUACGACGUCUUGGACAUUCGGCCUCUCGGGAUGAUUGCGGUGGAGCUUCACAAGCCUGCCAUCCGCAUCGUAGAACGAAGAUGGCCGCAGUCCAAAACCGUGCCGGAUGUCCGGCUGGUUGACGCCGCUCUUGUCAAGCAGUGGCACUUGGAAUAUCCGAUGACAGAGGAGGCGAAUGGGCAUCGCACCAGGGUUCAGAGCACCUUUAAGGAGCCAAAACGCCGCGGGAUAGUCUUGAAGGAUUCAUUGGUCAAGCCAAAGACACUCCAACAAUACUAUAAGUAUGCUCGAAAGCUGCUCCCCAUCAUCCGUCAAGCACAUGAUGAGCACGAGCUUGAUGAACUCCUCUCUGAGCAUCUCGAGGACAUGUGGCGCACAGGGCGUCCGUUGUACCAUGCAUCGGCAGGGCUCUGUGGACUACACUUCUUUAUGCCGUGGAGCAAGGGCAAAUUACCUCAGACUUGGAGGAUCUUCCGAAUUUGGCGGCGUCUAGAGGUGCCGUGUCGGGCGCCGCCUCUUCCACGGGAGCUGCUUCAGGCUUUCGCAGGCAAAGCCAUUGCUCGGGGAGACUUAGUUUUCGGGGCACUCCUCCUAACAGGCUUUGAUGGACUUCUCAGGACAGGUGAGCUUUUAGCACUAACUGGAGCAGACUUUCUCAUUCGUAACGACAUUGGACUGGUCCGACUGGCAGACACUAAGACCUCCAACGCCAAAGGAAUCUCUGAAGUGGUGACACUCAAGAACGAGUGGACUUUGAUGGUCUUGGACACCCUCCAGGAAUACCUCCGUGAAAAUUCCCUUCUUCAUGCCCGCUGCCAGAUCGGCGGCGUGCUGAUCCGCUCGGGCACGGUGCGGCGGCGUGACGAGGCGGAAGACUUGCUGGUUCACCUGCGGCACGCACAUGCGCUGAGCGGGAACCUGGAAGAGAGGCUUUUGGCCGCUACAGAGGCCCUCUCUGCGCUGGGCAAAUCCGUGACCUUUGCCGUGGUGACCUUGGACGCUCGUCGCUGGGUGGGGCAAACCUUGGAAUCUCCCAGUUCUCGGUUGGCGGAGGUAAGUGGCUACUUUGUUUGGGGCUUCUUUGUUUUGAAAAGCGCCAAGCAGAGGCCGCAGAGGCCGCAGGCUGGCCAAGCAUCCGGCAGCUUUGGAUGGAUGCUUGGCGCGGUGAUCGUUGACUCCGAGGCGGAGACCGUGCAACGCUUGGCGCGGCGCGGGGAUGCGGCGGAGACCCGGAAGCGGCUCCGCCAGGAAGCGGCUGGACGGCGUUUGGAGAGGUCUUACCUCUGGGCAAAGAAGCGCGCAGAGCGGCUGCUGGAGCGUGCGAUGGAACCAAGGUUGGUGGUCCCGAUUGCCGCAGGUUGA
This is a messenger RNA of Durusdinium trenchii, 2037 nucleotides long. The record is from the annotation of a GenBank genome assembly. Lineage: Eukaryota; Dinophyceae; Suessiales; Symbiodiniaceae.